AGGAAGCCCUUUCCCCGCUCCCGCCUGGCCCCUCUCGCUUCCACUGUCCACCCACCCCUACCCUGCUCUAGGAAUUUUUGUUUCUUUUUUUCUGCCUUGAUAACUGUCGGGCUGCCAGGCCGUGCCGCAGCGUGCAACAUGCAAAUGGUGGGAACAUGGUUUGCCGCGAUCAGCGGCUCUGGAGGCUGAUUGCCCAGAUGCUGACGAACCCACUUAUUAAUCCGGCGAGCUGCCCUGAUGAUUCUUGUUGGCCGUGGUCGGGUAGCUGAAAUGGGGCGUUGGGCGAGAGAUAUCGACCUGCCCAUGCAGGUAGCUUAUUUUUACCUGCCCAAGGUCUACUUAGUUAAACGGACAGACCGGCCUUAAUAAGGGGCUCUGUGCCCGCUUGCCACCCCGAACCUGCCGUGCUUCUCUUAUGUCCGUCUCUGGCCGUCGCGAAUUAUUUUGAUACAACACGGCUUUUUUUCGCCCGAGCGAUCAGCCUCUAUUGCAAGUGAAUUUCACCGUUCCUGGGCCGGCAAGGCGCUUGCAGCAAAGAAGCAUCCGACUUUCUCCGCUGCGACCUUACCUGACCCCUAUCUAUAAGUGGGCGCUGCGCAGCAUUUCGGAUGAGGCUAGUAGGGAUACUCGUGCGACAACCCGACAGCCCCUGAGUGCGAACAAAGAGCACAACCACAAACAUGGCGACGUCUCUACCCCUACCCUUCAAGGCCCCAACCCCCGUCACGCCUCCGCCAGAGUUACAAAUGUUCUCGAGGGGGGCUUCUUCACCAAGUCUGCUGUCAUUCAACCCGGCAGUCCACCGUCAUCCAACAACACCGCCAAUUCCUAACUCGACUCUGGCUCGAGAAGGUCCACCACUACCACGCGAAGCGUCGCAGCCGUCAUUGAAUCCACCAGCAAGCAAUCCGGCCGCAUUUCCCACCACCGCCGCCACGAGGCCGCCCAACCCGGAGAACAUCGGCAACGGCAACGGCAACGGCAACGUCAGCAGCAGCAGCAACAACACCACCAAACACAGCCAAGAUCAACACCAGUAUCACUACCACUACCAGCAGUACCACGGCGCCAACCCGCGCCCACAACAGGGGCCGUUGCCAUUUCCGCCCAGCAGCGACCCGCACUACCUCGCCAUGGCCGCCCGGAUCGCGAGCUACUACCAGCAGCGGUGCCGGGAGUGGGCGAGCGAGCAGGAGCGGCGGCGGCAGACGAGCAUGCAGGCGGCGACGCUGGUGGUGGCGUGGUACAUGCGCGACCGGGUGCUGCGACGGCGGCGGAGGAGGAGAAGGGCGUUCCGGCGGGCGCUGCGGGCGAGAAGCGUGGCGGCGGGCGGCCCCGCGGGACGGGCAGCCCGCGGCGAGCGGCUCCGGCGGUGGCUGCUGGGCCUGCCUCCGCCCCCGACCGCUCCCCUGACCGGGUCCCCUGCCGGCUCUGCUGCUGCUGCUGGCGGCCUCGUGGGGGACCAGCAGAGGAGGACGCCGCCGGCGGACCGGGACGAGGCCGAGUUCGACAUCGACCGCGAUGUUCCCACGGACGGGGACGCGCAGCUGCUCGAGACGACCAAGAACAUCAUCAACAGCCAACUGGCGAGGCUGGACGUGCCUUUGCUGGGCACGGUGUCGUUUGACGACAGUGAGAGUGAGACCGAGGAUGAGGCGUUCAUGGAUUACGAAGACCAUGAAUGUGAGGACGGGGACGACGAAGUGCAGAACGAGGAGGCGGUAGAGGAGGAGGAAGAAGAAGAGGAGGAUGACGACGAAGAGUAUACGGAAUAUGAUGAGGAUGAUGACGAAGGUGUUAAGGAUGAGCGUGGAGAGGAUGGAGAGGGCAACGACGCGGAUAAGGAAGAGGUUGGUAAGGUCGAAGUUCAGCGUGGUGGUGGGGGUGUCAAAAGGAAGGACCUUGCCUCUGCUUCUAAAGACGUCCAGCUAGGGACGACAGCCAUUGGGAGUCGCAAGCGUCCUCACAGCAUGAUUUCAUGAUGCGACGGUCCAGACGGGGAAAGGCCGGUUGUUUUUCUUCUUUCUCUUCUCUUUUCUCCCCCCUUUCUUUUCACUCUCUCUUCCUUCUGGUUGGCAGCUUCACAGGUUUUUUUUCCUCUACCACAAUUUCGACGGGAGAUAGCAUCGAGUUUAAUCAUGGAUUAGCGUC
Messenger RNA from Thermothelomyces thermophilus ATCC 42464, 2151 nucleotides. RefSeq lists its product as uncharacterized. The record is from RefSeq and is a predicted model, not a curated record. The transcript has a single exon. NCBI's taxonomy places the organism in Eukaryota, Fungi, Ascomycota, Sordariomycetes, Sordariales, Chaetomiaceae. The coding region runs from base 681 to 1982 and encodes 433 amino acids.